This is a messenger RNA of Pestalotiopsis fici W106-1, 2679 nucleotides long. RefSeq lists its product as uncharacterized. Lineage: Eukaryota; Fungi; Ascomycota; Sordariomycetes; Amphisphaeriales; Sporocadaceae. The record is from RefSeq and is a predicted model, not a curated record. Gene Ontology annotation, molecular function: beta-mannosidase activity. Bases 1 to 2679 code for a protein of 892 amino acids. The transcript has 4 exons. Gene Ontology annotation, biological process: glycoprotein catabolic process.
AUGCCGCAACGACUCAAACUCGACCAAGGAUGGUUCCUGCAACAAGCGGGCGAUGAUGACAGCACCGAACACGAGAGAUUAUCAGUUCCCUCUGUCCCAACCGACGUUUAUCAGGUUCUGCUGGCCCACGACAAGAUCGCCGACCCCGUCCAGGAUCUCAAUGAGCUCUCCGUCAGGUGGAUUGCAGACAAGCAGUGGAUAUACACCACCAAGCUCCGCAUUGACACAUUGGCAGUCAAGAAUGGCGAAAGGGUCGACUUGGUCUUUGAAGGCCUCGACACCUUUGCGACGGUGCGUCUCGACGGGCAGGUAAUCUUGGAGGCCGGAAACAUGUUCCUGUCGUACCGCUGCAACAUCAAUCGCCUCGUGUGCAAGGACGAGCCUAACGAUGAACACGAACUGGAAAUCACCUUUGCAUCUGCCCGACUGCGAGGCCAGGAGCUGGUCGAGGAGCACAAGCACGAGCAUCGCUUCAUUGCUCGGCAGAGCGAGGACAGUCGCAUUCCGGUACGAAAGGCUCAGUAUCACUGGGGAUGGGAUUGGGGUCCGAUUCUCUCGGGAACGUCUGGGCCAUGGCGUCCAGUAUAUCUCGAGUACUAUUCCACCAAGAUUAAUGAUUUGUGGGCUGAGUAUACUUUUGGAGCAGAUGGGAACUGCAUUGGCUAUUUAUAUUGCGAGACCCGAUGCUCACAAAUUGGCAGUAGAAUUUUGUUCUCAAUCUCUUGCGAUGACGAUGAGGUCUGCCAAGUGGAGUGCGAGCAAACGGACCGAGAUGACGCUGAUUCGUUCGGUUGUCGCUUUGUAAUUCUAUCCCCUAAGCUUUGGUAUCCUUUCUCGCAUGGACCACAGCCGCGCUACAAAAUCUCAGCCACUCUCGUCCAAGAAGGUGUCAUCAUUGAUCAAUCAUCUAAACUCAUCGGUCUCCGCAAAGUUGAGCUCAUCCAGGAACCAGAUGACUUUGGCAAGUCCUUCUACUUUCGCAUCAAUGAUGUUGAUGUGUUUGUGGGAGGCUCCUGCUGGAUUCCGGCUUCAAAUCAUCUCUCAUCUCUGACGCGAGAUCAGUAUCAUGAUUGGAUCCAGCUACUGAGGGAUGGAAACCAAAACAUGAUCAGAGUUUGGGGUGGAGGUAUAUACGAAGAUGAUGCAUUCUAUGAUGCUUGUGACGAGCUGGGAGUCCUUGUCUGGCAAGACUUCUGCUUCGCCUGCGGCAACUAUCCUACUUAUCCCUCCUUUCGAUCCUCGGUGGAAAGUGAAGCAUUUCAGAACCUGCUACGACUCAGAAACCACCCUUCCUUGGUCAUUUGGGCCGGCAGCAAUGAGGAUUAUCAAGUACAAGAGAGGUACAAGUUGGAAUACAACUACGACGACAAGGAUCCAAGAUCAUGGUUGAAGACCGAUUUCCCGGCACGAUAUUACUACGAAUACUUUUUCCCAAAUCUUGUUAAACGGCAUAACCCAGGCGCUGUCUACCACCCCACCAGUCCAUGGGGCGAUGGCAAGAGGAGCGAUGAUCCCACCGUGGGCGACAUACAUCAGUGGAAUAUUUGGCAUGGAACCAUGGAAAAGUAUCAAUACAGCGAGAAGCUCUGCGGUCGCCUUGUCAGUGAAUUCGGCAUGGUAGCUUACCCACACUUGGAAACCAUCCAAUCUGUGAUCACAUCUCCCGAACAAAGACACCCGGGAUCCGUGAUCAUGGAUUUCCACAACAAGGCCAUUGGCCAUGAACGUCGCCUGAUGAGCUACAUUGCCGAGAACUUUCAAGUCAAGUAUGAUCUUGCCGCUUUCAUCCACCUUUCGCAGAUUGUCCAGGCAGAGGCCAUGGCGUAUGCGUACAAGGCUUGGCGAAAGUCAUGGGGAGUGAAAUCUCACAGAGGCUGCGGCGGGGUCCUAGUAUGGCAGCUCAAUGAUUGUUGGCCGACCAUCUCUUGGGCCAUCGUAGACCAUUAUCGUGUCAAGAAGCCUGCUUAUUAUUCAAUUCAGCGGGCUCUGGCUCCUUGUGCUGUAGGCAUCUCGAGGACUUGUCAUGAUUGGUCUCAGACUCACAUGAAUGCCAUGCUGGAUCUUGGCCACGUAGAUCCUACCAAGGAUGCUAGGACGGAUACAGAGUACGAAGUAUGGGUAGUGAACGAUCGUCAGGAACCCAUCAACUUCGAAGUCGAAAUCCGGUUCAUAUCAGUGAAGACUGGCGCUGAUGUACUCCCAGUCAUCCACAAAUAUCUACUGGCGGGAGCCAAUUGCACAAGCACUGUGGUGAAAACGAGCAUCGGUCCACUCAACCCUGAUCUUGAGGAUAGUUCAACGCCGUUCGACUUGAGCAAGUAUGAUCCCUAUGUCAUCCAUGCCACUCUAAAGCACGUUGAUCAAGAAGAGAUUCUGUCCAGCGACGCUGCCUGGCCACAGCCCUUCAAGUACCUCGACUUUACAGGAGAACGUCUCAGUAUGGAAACAUCUCGUAUCAGUAACGAGGAGCUACAAGUCCACGUAAAUGCCUCCCAUCCAGUCAAGGGUCUUGUCUUUGAAGAGCGGCGCGGCUUGACUUUGAGCUCAAAUAAUUUUGAUGUCAUACCGGGCGCUCUCGAAAUCGUCGUCGUUAUCAAGGGCUCAGAUCUGACGGAUGUGCGGUAUACUUACAUCGGUGCACCAUCAGGAUCGAUACAGCUUAAUACUGGUGCCAUUUGA